CCUCCACAGAGAGGCAGAGGCUGCGGCCUCAGGCCACAGUCCCGCCGCCCUUUGAGGGGCAGGCCCACAAACCGGGGCCUUCCGGGAGGCGACACACGGCACGACUCCGCUUCCUCCCCAUCCCGCAGGGUGGCCCUCCCGCCGCCGCUUCCACUUCUGCGCACUGGGCGCGCCCCUCGGGCCGGGGCCGGGGGCGGGCCACGGGCGGGGCCGGAGGCGCGGCGGGCGGCCAAUUGCGGCCCCCCGGGGAGCGGCUCUGGUGGGGUUGUCGCCCGCGCUCGCAAGGAAGGAUGGAGGCAGAGGGCCGGGUACCGGCGCCGCUGCUCACCCUGCUUUCCCCUGGCGGAGGAGGAGGGACCGAGGCCGACCCCGAUCCUCAUCCCGCCGCGGGUGCCCCCGGCGCGGCCCGGGGGCCGUUGCUCGCCGCCGCCGCCGAGGUGCUGUCGUUGGACGAUGAGGAGGACGACCUGGAGGUGUUCAGCAAGGAUACAUCACUGGCUGAGGUAAACUCAUUCAGUCCUUCAAUGCCAAUAUCCCCUUCAUCAAUGAUAAACCAGUAUAAAUUUGAAGAUGAACCAGAAUUAAGAGAUCUCUUCAUUACAGUUGAUGAUCCUGAAAGCCACAUUACAGCCAUUGAAACAUUUAUUACAUACAGAGUAGUCACAAAGACGUCUCGUGGUGAAUUUGACUCCAGUGAGUAUGAAGUUCGAAGACGAUAUCAGGAUUUCCUUUGGUUGAAGAGCAAACUUGAAGAAGCACAUCCGACAUUGAUUAUUCCUCCAUUGCCUGAAAAAUUCAUAAUGAAAGGAAUGGUGGAACGAUUUAGUGAUGAAUUCAUUGAGACCCGAAGAAAAGCUUUACAUAAAUUUUUGAACCGUAUCGCUGAUCAUCCAACUUUAACUUUUAAUGAAGACUUCAAAAUUUUUCUUACUGCGCAGGCCUGGGAACUCUCCUCACACAAGAAGCAGGGUCCCAGUUUGCUGAGCAGGAUGGGACAGACCGUCAGAGCUGUAGCAUCCUCAGUAAGAGGAGGAGUUAAAAAUCGUCCUGAAAUGUUUACAGAAAUGAAUGAUUACAUGGAAACAUUUAGUCAGAAAAUAAAUGUACUAGACAAAAUAGCUCAUAGAAUUUAUAAGGAAGAAAAGGAAUAUUUUAAUGAAAUGAAGGAAUACGGCCCCAUCCACACACUCUGGUCAGCAUCGGAAGAAGAUGUAGCAGACUCCCUAAAAGGUGUCGCCAGCUGCAUCGACAAGUGCUGCAAGGCUACGGAGAAGCGAAUGGCAGGGCUCUCGGAAAACCUGCUGCCGAUUUUACAUGAAUAUGUUCUCUACAGUGAAAUUCUGAUGGGUGUUUUGAAAAGGAGAGACCAAAUUCAAGGCGAGCUCGACUCCAAAGUUGAUGCUUUAGCCAAUAAAAAGACAGAAAAGGAUCUGUUCUCAGAAGAGAUUGGGAAGCUUGAAGACAAAGUCGAAUGUGCCAAUAAUGCUCUGAAAGCGGAUUGGGACAGGUGGAAGCAAAACAUGCAGUGUGAUAUGAGAUCAACGUUUAUUAAUGUGGCUGAGAAUAAUCUCCGUUACUAUGAAGAGUUCAAUGUCAGCUGCUAGAUUUCAGUUUGGAAACCUUUUGCUGUAACUGCAUGAAGAAGCCCUCUGGAAAGCUCAAACUUCUGUAAAUGAUCUUGUAUGAGGAAAACGUUUAAAUGUGAUGCCAUUUCAGACAGCACGUUCAGGAAGUCCUCAUUGUUAUUUCUCGAAGGAAUUGUCUUUUGUGAAAUAAUCAGACUUCAUAAGGAUAAAGAAGAACAAUACAAUUUUGAGAAAUCAAUAUGAAAAACUUAUUGCAGUUUUAAAAAAAUAUAAAUGCUGCAAAUGUAUACAAUUAGUAAAUUGAAUCUUUUAUAAUUGAAACUUACUACUUCAGAAAGAAAGAAAAGUGGUUGAAAUUAGAUUUUUAUUUUCAACUCAAAUGUCACGGCUAAUAUUCUUGGUAAGGAUUCCCUGUUACAAGAAUAUGUACUAAGAAAGAGAACUUGAAAACAUAAAAUAUGUUAGGCAUUCUGUGAAGUUUCUUCAUGGGUAACAUGUUGUUGAUUGAAAUGCGCAUUUUGAAAAUAUCCCAGAUGUCUUGAAUUUUUUUAAAGAAUUUCUCCUUAUUUUGGGAAAAAAAAUUGCAAUAUACUAAGCCAUCUAUUAAUCAAAAAUUCAUAAUUUUCACAGAUAUAUGUUGACAUCUGUAACUUCCAAUCCUGUAUUUUGAACUUUUUAUGGAUUGCCCGUUAGCCAAUGACAGUGUCCUGAUUUUACAAAUCAUUUUGUUAAAACAUAAUUGAAAAGACAGAGCUCUUGAUCAUCGAGUCUAAUUAAUUAACAUACAGUCUGUGAGAUGCACGGACAUUGACAAUCUGUUGUUACAUAUUAAGAUCAAAAUAUUUUCUGAAAUCAGGCAGCAAGCUUUUGGCAGCCUCUCACAUUUUCUUCAGUUAUUGAUGAUCUCUGACUUCUAUAUCACCAAUAUGUAUGUUAAAAUGAUGCUAAAUAUAUUGGAAUAUUUUGUUAAUGAAAGAUUAGAUAAAUUAAAACACAAAAAUAAUUCUUUGGUUCU
This is a messenger RNA of Grus americana (Whooping crane), 2601 nucleotides long. RefSeq names its product sorting nexin 7 (gene SNX7). The transcript has 9 exons. Lineage: Eukaryota; Metazoa; Chordata; Aves; Gruiformes; Gruidae. Gene Ontology annotation, molecular function: phosphatidylinositol binding. The coding region runs from base 291 to 1604 and encodes 437 amino acids. The record is from RefSeq and is a predicted model, not a curated record.